AAUCUAGUAGCACCCGGAUUGCGAGUCGGUAAAGAUCUCGCCGGUACACUUUCUGAGGAAUCAACCACUCUGAAAGAUUUUUCAUUUCAUUUGAAAAUCCCCCCGUUCGCGGCUGGUGACCAGUGCAACCCGAACUAAUUAAUUAAAUGAAAUAAUAAUUUGCUCUUUCGAUUAAAUGAAGAUUUCACACGGUCUUGAGGCCUCAACACAUCCGAGAUAAUUUCGUCUUGAAAAAUUCCAGAUAGCGAGCAGUUGGACCGGUCGAGGUGAUACAUUUCGAUUUUGCAAAUCAUGGGAACUUUUUGGAGUAAAAUCUGGGGCCAUUCGGCCGCUGACGAUAUUGUUGAUCCUGCCACAGGAUUAACUGGACGUGAGAAGAGACUUGUCCAGAGUACGUGGAGUAUUGUGAGUAGGGAUCCAGUGGCUUCCGGUGUUGCGAUAAUGACAUUGUUAUUGGAACGUCAUCCCGAGUACCAGUUGAUGUUCCCCGCGUUCAGGGAUACGCCGAAAGCGGAGCUUGCUGCGAAUAAAAAAUUCCAGGCACAUUGUGCCAGUAUCAUCACGGCAUUGAACUCGGUUAUCGAUGCAUUGAAUGACGAGGGAUUACUCGAGGCAACACUUGUGGCUAUCGGCGAGCGACAUAGGAGACGUGGUCAAACGACGGAACAAUUUACUAAUCUUAAGCAAGUAGUUAUGGACACUCUUCGUCAGGCUUUGGGUACAAAGUUCACCGAGGAAACCGAGGAGGCGUGGAAAAAGACUCUGGACGCGGCCUACACCCACCUUUUCCGGGGUCUCCAAGGGUCCACUUAAUUAUCAACAUCAACAACAACAACUUGAAAACCCAUAAACAAUAAAAUGCGCAGAGGGAGAAGUACUUUUUUCACUGAGUGACAUUUGGACGUGCUUCGAGGUGUAAUCGUACAUGGCGACAGGAAGUGGCUUGCCCGUGCCGUUACGGGCUACCUAUUGUUCAAACUAUUUCUAUCACCAACUCAAUCCUUUGUUUUUUAAUCAACAUUAACAAUCUAACUUCAAACCAACACAUUUAUUUUUUAUUGUGCGAAUAUUCUUCUGAUGCGCGACGUUAGAAUGAGAAUCUCAAGAAAGAUUUUUAGUUGAUGAGGAAAUUACCAAUCGCAAAUGGCGCCUGAAUUUUGAAUUAUCAGAUCAAAGAUUUUCGAGACCAAUUUCCCGGCUGACUUUUUACUUUUUUUACUUGUGGAAAAAUUCACUCACCGAUUAUUCAUGUAUUUUUAAAAAAAGAAAUUGAAAACCUGUUUUGGGGCUGACCAAACCAUCGCCAGAGGUCUUCUGACCUUUCUAAUAAUCAAUAAUUACCGAAAUAAUCAUCGGACUCAUUUAGGAUCUGCCCUCAAAUUGAUAAGAAAAUCCCCGGAAAAAUCGUGUUACCGAAAUCAGUGAAUCGCUGGUUGAGGUUCUCUAGGAGGUCAAGAGUCCUAUUAGAAAUGUGUCGCGGAUCUAUUGACGUUCAGCGAGACGCCUGGGGCAAAUGGGAUCUAACGAAAAUUGCCCAAUUAGACUACAAAUGACUACUACAGUUGAACCAUUUUGCUUGUUAUUUGGUCUUCAUUGAGGGUAUCAGUGGCAUUCAGCAAAAUUUUACGAUCUUCCUUGGUGGAUCAUGAGUGACCUCGAACGUGAUUGAGGUUUUGAGAGUCAACCUCGAAGGUAAUUGAAUCGUUCAGAGAGAAUAAUGUUCGUCUGGCAGCCACAGGUAUCCAUUUUUUCAAAGCACAGUCAAUCAUUUUUCUCAUCAUUAAAUUCAAUCUCCUUGGGAUGGAAUGAUUAUAUUUCUGGUGCAAGAGAAUUUCUUUGUCGCGAGCGACAAUCUAUCUGGUGGAAGAGUACAUUAAAGUGUUAUUAUAUAUUGAAUAUUAUAUAUUUUAUGCGAUGAUUGAGGAAAAAAAAAUAUUGUACAAUUGGAUAAGGAUCAAACGUUGGAGAUUUUAAUCUGAUUAUUAUCUGAUUACUAAUCAAAUAUUGUCAAAUAAAUUUUUUUAGUUAAA
Molecule: messenger RNA, 2030 nt
Organism: Diachasmimorpha longicaudata
Lineage: Eukaryota; Metazoa; Arthropoda; Insecta; Hymenoptera; Braconidae
Gene: Glob1
Product: neuroglobin
Exons: 4
Coding region: 292-813 (173 amino acids)
Biological process (GO): oxygen transport
Cellular component (GO): extracellular region; hemoglobin complex
Molecular function (GO): heme binding; oxygen binding
Source: RefSeq, a predicted model, not a curated record